AAAUGUUAUUGUACAAUCGUUUCAAACUUUCAUUCAAUAAAACAAAGAGUGCAUGUAUAUAUGUACGAUUCGCAUCAAGUUUUGUGAAAACUGUCUUUUUUUUGUUUUUAAUACUGACUUAUUUUAGAUUGAAAUCUAAGCCAACUUCAGGUCAAUGUUUGAUCGAGCGUUUGUUGCUGAAAACAUAUAUUGUUACUCCACAACCUCGACCAUCAGAUCUCAUUCCAGGUUUGGAAGAUUUAAUAUCCAUUUCUCUAAUCAAUAAAAUGCAACCUCAAAUUCUGCAGAAAUACACACCAAGAUCUACAAUUGGUGACGGCAACUGCCUCUUCCGGACUGUGUCACUAGCUUUAUAUGGUGUUGAAGAUCAUCAUUUGUAUCUCAGGGUUCUCACAUCCAUUGAGUUGAUACAGCACAGAAAUUGCUAUGAUUUAUCAUCCAAAAAAUAUGCACAAACAAUCACGGACACCAGAAUCGAAACACCAACGUAUCCUGUGUUGUUGCGUUCUGCCGUGUCAAUUGGCGGAUAUAGUGAACUAAUGCAUAUUUAUGCAUUAAGUGCUGCUCUUGCAACGCCAAUUCGCUCUGUUUUUCCUGCUAAUAGCAGUUUUUGCGAUUUUGCACAUCCUUACAAUGUAGUUGUUUAUGGGCGAGGAGUUAAAAAGACAUUGGAUCCUGAAAUUGCAGUAUUGUGGACUUGUGCCAGUGAAGAAACAAAAGUAUACAACCAUAUUGUCAAUCUUGCCAAGCAUCUACCUGCAAGUGAGAUUGACUUCAACAUUUUGGAUGAAAGUUUUUCAGACAGAAUCAGAAGCAGUACACCACUAGCCGAUGAAAAUAAUCUCACAAUAACUUUUAAUGACACAUAUAUAUCAGACAAUGAAACUGAGCAUUAUUUACAUAAAGAAGCAGAAGAUGCCAGUGACCAAAAUAUAAUGUCAUUGCAAAAUGCCAGCAACAGCCUUUAG
Messenger RNA from Hydra vulgaris (swiftwater hydra), 968 nucleotides. The record is from RefSeq and is a predicted model, not a curated record. Lineage: Eukaryota; Metazoa; Cnidaria; Hydrozoa; Anthoathecata; Hydridae.